Messenger RNA from Spirodela intermedia, 99 nucleotides. Lineage: Eukaryota; Viridiplantae; Streptophyta; Magnoliopsida; Alismatales; Araceae. The record is from the annotation of a GenBank genome assembly.
AUGAAGUUCCUGCUCCAGUUCCCCUGCUGUUCCUGCUUCUGCUUCAUGGCGAACAAGAAGAAGGAGAAAUCAGAGGAGGGCGAAGGCGGAGGGCGUUGA